Messenger RNA from Jaculus jaculus (lesser Egyptian jerboa), 3811 nucleotides. RefSeq names its product zinc finger FYVE-type containing 28 (gene Zfyve28). The record is from RefSeq and is a predicted model, not a curated record. Gene Ontology annotation, molecular function: metal ion binding. Lineage: Eukaryota; Metazoa; Chordata; Mammalia; Rodentia; Dipodidae. The coding region runs from base 62 to 2800 and encodes 912 amino acids. Gene Ontology annotation, cellular component: early endosome membrane. The transcript has 13 exons. Gene Ontology annotation, biological process: negative regulation of epidermal growth factor-activated receptor activity.
CCCGGGCGCAGUGCUGCGGAGGGUGAAGGCAUCCCGGAGUGCGGCCCGGGCCGGCGCGGCGAUGAUGAACAGGUUCCGAAAGUGGCUGUACAAACCCAAGAGGUCAGACCCACAGCUGCUAGCCCAGUUCUAUUAUGCCGAUGAGGAGCUGAACCAGGUGGCUGCAGAGCUGGACAGCCUGGAUGGGCGGAAGGACCCCCAGCGGUGUACACUGCUUGUCAGUCAGUUCCGUUCCUGCCAGGACAACGUGUUAAGCAUCAUUAACCAGAUCAUGGAUGAGUGCAUCCCCCAGGACCGUGCCUCUCGAGAUUUCUGUGUUAAGUUCCCUGAGGAGAUCCGGCAUGACAACCUGGCUGGCCAGCUGUGGUUUGGUGCUGAGUGCCUGGCUGCUGGUUCCAUCAUCAUGAAUCGUGAACUUGAGAGCAUGGCCAUGCGGCCACUGGCCAAAGAGCUGACCCGCAGCUUGGAGGAUGUGCGUGGUGCCCUCCGUGACCAGGCACUGCGGGACCUUAACACCUACACGGAGAAGAUGCGUGAGGCACUGCGGCACUUUGACAUCCUCUUUGCAGAGUUCGAGCUGAGCUAUGUCUCAGCUAUGGUGCCUGUGAAGUCCCCCAGAGAGUACUACGUUCAGCAGGAGGUCAUUGUGCUGUUCUGCGAGACAGUUGAGAGGGCUUUGGAUUUUGGAUACCUGACCCAGGACAUGAUCGAUGACUAUGAACCAGCUCUCAUGUUCACUAUCCCUCGACUGGCUAUUGUGUGUGGCCUCGUGGUCUACGCAGAUGGACCCCUGAACUUGGACCGCAAGGUGGAGGACAUGUCUGAGCUGUUCCGGCCCUUCCACACAUUGCUGCGGAAGAUAAGGGAUUUGCUGCAGGCACUGACUGAGGAGGAGUUACACACAUUGGAGCGGAGCCUCUGUGUCUCCCAGGAUGUGGAACUACCCAUCCGAGCAGAUGCCCAGGCACCCAGUGUCCUUGCACCCACCUUUUCUGCAUCCCUUCCCCCUGAGGAGCCACUCUUGGCCAAGGCCAAAAACCCAGAUGCAGAACUGGCCUGCUCCAUGCAAUAUGAUGAUCAGGAGCUAGAAGAGCUCAGCCGCAUGGUCCACAGGGCUGGGGAUGAGAUGUCAUCUCUGCUUUCACCACCCAGUGCCUGCCAGUCCCCAGCACACAGGCCAGAGGCCGAAGGCAGCCCACAUAGAGAGGCCUCUGUGGGUAGGACCCAUUUAAAGCCAGACAGUGAUGAGGAAGAACGGGUAUUCUUCAUGGAUGAUGUGGAGGUGGCAGAAGCCCUCACUAGGCCUGAGUCCCCAGGACAUACUCUUGAGUGGGCAGGCAACAUCAGAAGCAAUGGCCAGGAUAGAGGACAGGAUGGCCAGAGUGGAGAGGAGGAGGUCAUUGUGCCUGUCCCCAGAAAGGAGGAGGACUGGACUAACAACAACAACAUUGAAGGCAGCAAGAUGCAGCUGGCUGGCCUUGCAGGCUCUACUUCCUGCAGCUGCCUGGACUCACAGAUAUACCUGGACGGCUGGGAAGUGAGUGUAGAUGAUGCUGAGACGGCUGAGAUGAUUGCCCACCGGACAGGGGGCAUGAAGCUUUCAGCUACAGUCAUCUUCAAUCCCAAGUCACCCACCUCCCUGGAUUCUGCUGUGGCCACCCAGGAAUCCCCAAGCCAUGGUAUUUCUCCACUGGAGCAGCUGAGGGCUGAGGAAACAGGGCAUAGCUCUCACAAACUCAGUGCUGCAGCCACCAACUGCCUCCUGCAUUCCUGUGUAUGUUGUGGGAGCUGUGUGGACAGCAGGGAGGAUGCAGUGGGACACCUACGGGGAAAGUUUGGCUCUGGAAGUGUCAUCAGUGCCUCUUACUCUGCUACAGGCUUAGCCAAAGGUGAUGACAAAGGUCCUGAAAGACUGGAUGAGGUCUUGCCCACCCCAAAAGCCUCUGUGCCCACAGAAGACACCUCUGACAGACAGGAGCCCAAAGCCUCUGCUUCCAAUAAGUGCCUGUCAUGUACUUCAGAGCCUCAGGUGGACACAGCAAAUGGGUCACAAGGAGAGGGUGAGGUCUCAAGCCAGCAGAAGGAGCCUGAGGCCAGAAAGCAGGAUUCUGGGGAAUCCCCUGUGGCCAGAGGGGACAUCCCAAGAGGAGACAUGUCCCAAACAGAGCCUCAGCAUCUGUCAGGCUCCAGCUCCCCAACUGGUUCCUGCUCCCCAGACAAGACUGGGCUGGAGGUAGCCCCUACAGCCAUGCCUGUCAUUCCCCUGGCCACCAGAGAGAAGAUCCGGUCCAGGUUCCACGGCAGUCAUGACCUGAUCCACCGCCUAUUUGUCUGCAUUUCAGGUGUGGCUGACCAGCUGCAGACAAACUAUGCCAGCGACCUGAGAAGUAUUCUCAAAACACUGUUUGAGGUCAUGGCCACCAAGCCAGAAACAGAUGACAAGGAAAAGCUAAAGAAGGUCACCCAGACUCUGAGGAGUGCAGCCUUAGAGGACUGUGCAUUAUGCCAGGAGACUCUGUCAUCCUCAGAACUGGCAGCCAAGACCCGCAAUGGGGACUUUGAAGAUCCCCCUGAAUGGGUGCCGGACGAGGUCUGUGGCUUCUGCACUGCCUGCAAAGCACCUUUUACUGUCAUCCGAAGGAAGCACCACUGCCGCAGUUGUGGGAAGAUCUUCUGCUCCCGCUGCUCAUCCCACUCAGCACCACUGCCCCGCUAUGGGCAGGUGAAGCCUGUCCGAGUGUGCACACACUGCUACAUGUUCCACGUCACGCCCUUCUACAGUGACAAGGCGGGCAUGUGACGCUGUGCCUGGCACUCCCCAGCUCACCCUACUGGGGACUCCAGGAUGAAGGCACUGUGUUUUCCUUGUGUCAGUCUCAUCCAGGGUCUCCAUAAAGGAGGCACUGCAGCUGCACUGUGUCCUGUCCAGGCUAUACUGCAGAAAAGCCUCACUGUAUCUCAUCAAGCCAUCACUGAAGCUGCAGGCCUGCCCAGAUUUCCAGAAUGUUCUGAGCCACCUGUCUGUCUACCCUGGCCCCUUUACCCAUGGCAAUAUUAGGCCUGGUAUAAGGGCCAGCAGGAGGUCAGCUUUACCUAACAGAGGAACUUUGGGGGGGUCUAUCUAGUGGUUGCUUUGGGGAUAGGGCAGGGUAAGGCUCUUCAGCCCAUGCAUCAGAGCUCUACUAUGGCUUUAUGUACUAGGGUAGAAGAGUGCUCAAUCUGCAUAGCCUUAUCUAUGGCUGAAAAUGUGGAAGCAGGAGCAAGGAGGCUCUAGGCUUCAGCAUCAUAGCAGGGCUCCCUGCUGCUUAUUGCCCACCUCAUUCCCUAGUGCCCACAACCCAUCAUCUGCCUCAGGACCCUGCUAAACCACCACAUCUCAUGUCUUCUUAGAAGGACACCCAGUGGCUCCCUGAGAAAUAGACAUGCCUUUGGCACUUGCACCUAAUGCCACCUGUUGGCGAGAAGGGCCAGUCACACACACACUGAUACCCACAGCUGAAUUCUUGGAUUCUUGGGUCUGGGCUUACCAGGAAGCUGCCCAUUUGGUCAACACUCCCCUCUCCCCACUUCACCCAUGGGUCUCUGACUCACUUCCUCAGACCCCAGAGUGGCCAGCACAGGCUGAGGCAGCUAGGCCACUCCAGCAUGGACACCUCCUCAGGCUUCAAUCUCAGGCUUCACGUUGCAAUGACGAUUGCAGUUUUAUUUUUAGAGAUGAUACACCUACUGCUUCUUUUAUAGGAUGAAAUCCAAUUACUGCUCAGCAGUGGAAUUACACAUGCACAAAAAUGGCUUUGUUGGGGGGCGGGGA